Molecule: messenger RNA, 1197 nt
Organism: Sitophilus oryzae (rice weevil)
Lineage: Eukaryota; Metazoa; Arthropoda; Insecta; Coleoptera; Curculionidae
Product: putative deoxyribonuclease TATDN1
Exons: 6
Coding region: 202-1107 (301 amino acids)
Cellular component (GO): cytosol
Molecular function (GO): 3'-5'-DNA exonuclease activity
Source: RefSeq, a predicted model, not a curated record
AACCUGCGCAAUAUCAUACCUUGUAUUCUUUGUACCAUGGUAUAAACCCAUAUAAACCCACCUUUAGUAUCAUACCGUGAUCAUACCAGAUCAUACCAAAUUUAAUUUAACCUCAAUGCCGCAUUUUAUUUUAACUUUAACAACAAAACAUCCUUUUAUGGUUUUGAUCUUUUCUAUGAUUUUGAUACAAAAAUUAACAAAAUGACUUGGCGGAAGCGAUUUAUUGAUAUAGGCGCAAACCUUACUGAUCCUAUGUACCAAGGUAUUUAUAAUGGCUCAAAGAAGCACGAACCUGAUUUAAACCAUGUUUUGAAAAGGAGUUGGGAUAGCGGCUUAGAAAAAAUAAUUAUCACAGGUGGUAGCUUAGAAGAAAGUGAAAAAGCUAUUCAAAUGUCCAAAACAGAUGACAAGCUGUAUGCAACAGUUGGUUGUCAUCCAACCAGGUGUUAUGAAUUUGAAAGUAACAAUCAAGAUCCAAUUAAGUACCUGGAAAGCUUGGGCAAUUUAGUGAAAGAAAAUAGAAGUAAAGUAGUAGCAUUAGGUGAAUGUGGUUUAGACUAUGAUCGUUUACAGUUUUGUGAUAAAGAUACCCAAAAGAAAUACUUUAACAGACAACUUCAACUUAACGAGACAUUUAAACUUCCACUGUUUCUACAUUGCCGCAAUGCAGCUUCAGAUGUAUUUGCAAUUUUGUCAAGCCAUGACUUCACUGGAGUAGUACAUUCCUUUGAUGGUACGUUGGAUGAAGCUAUAAAAUUUAUCACACUAGGAUACUAUAUUGGUAUAAAUGGAUGCUCAUUAAAAAGUGAAGAAAACUUGCAAACUAUUAAAGAUAUACCUAGUGAAAAGAUCUUGAUAGAGACUGAUUGUCCUUGGUGUGAAAUUAGACCAACACAUGCUGGCUACAAAUAUAUAUCAGAAGAAAAUAAAUCAAUUCCAUCUGUUAAAAAAGAAAAAUGGAAACAAGAUCACAUGGUUAAAAGUAGAAAUGAACCAACCAAUAUAGGGCAAGUAUUAGAUGUUAUAGCAGCUGUUAAGAAUGAACCAGUUCCAGAAUUAGGCAGACAAAUUCAUGAGAACACUUUGAAGUUAUUUUUUAAGCAAUAAACAAUUUUUAUUUAAAAAAAUUUAUUUAACAACAUAUAUGUCUUGAUAACAACACAUCUACCUAAAUAAAUAUUUUAUACAGUAAAAAAA